Juglans regia (Persian walnut) is the source of this 606-nucleotide messenger RNA. Its product is annotated as ankyrin repeat-containing protein At5g02620-like. Lineage: Eukaryota; Viridiplantae; Streptophyta; Magnoliopsida; Fagales; Juglandaceae. The transcript has a single exon. The record is from RefSeq and is a predicted model, not a curated record. The coding region runs from base 1 to 606 and encodes 201 amino acids. Gene Ontology annotation, molecular function: protein binding.
AUGGACAUAAGUCAUGAUAUUGAAGAAGAUAACGUAGCCGCACUCUAUGAAGCCUCACAUAAAGGGUGUGAAAGCACUUUGAACUCGUUGAUGCAAAGGGACGCUCUCAUUCUUAACAAAAUUUCAUUGACGUCCUUCAUCGACACGCCCUUACAUAUAGCAGUUCUGCAUGGUCACCUAGAAUUCACUGCAGCUUUACUCAGGAAGAAACCUAAUCUCGCUGGCCGUAAGGACUCGCGGGGUCGAACUGCCCUUCACUUGGCUUCUGCGGAGGGCCACGCCGAGAUUGUGAGAGAAUUGCUGCCAGCAGAUAUAGAUGUUUGCCUGGCUCGUGAUCAAGAUGGGAGAAUUCCUCUCCACUUAGCUGUGAUGAGAGGACACAUCGAGGUAAUAGAAAAGUUGCUUAAUUCCAAACCGAACUCGAUCUUGGAGGAUCUUGAUGGAGCCAGUGUUUUGCACUUGUGUGUUAAAUAUAACUGUUUGGAUGCUCUGAAAUUGCUAGUGGAAUCUGCUGAUAACAAUGGAUAUUCCCUCAACUCCAAAGACAAUGAUGGUAACUCCAUAUUGCAUUUAGCUGUGAUGCUCGGGCAAACGGAGGUAGGUUAA